GAUAGGAUUGCUAGUUUUGGCACCCCGGCCAUCAAUGCUUUCCAGUGCGGGCCCUGGAAGAGAGUGCACGAUGUUCUACCUCGGCGCAAGGUCAAGAAAGUCCUCGAGUUACUACAUCAAUUUCCAAGUCCAGCGCUUGUUUUUGAGCUGGCAUAGGCUGAAACUGGAACAACUGAUCUUGAACCUACACUCAGGAGAGCUGCAGAAAGUUCUACUUCUGCGGUCCAACGUGGAAUCAAAUCCGGGGCCAGAGCUUUGUUGCAUUUGUAAUAAAAAAUUUAGUAAGCGACAGAGUGCGGUCUGGUGUCACAGAGGAGGAUGGAUUCAUCUAUCAUGCUCAGAUCUUAAAUCUACGUCACAAUGGGAUAACUGCUAUGUGUGUGAAACAUGCACAUGGUGCAUACACGACUCUCAACAAACGAAUGACGAAAAUAUUGAAGAUCUUAACCUGCUUCAAUGGAGCUGCAAUGGCUCAGUGAGCAUUGAAAUGGCAGAAAUCCACCAUGAGUCAACUGGCUAUAACAGGAUAGGCGACACUAAUGACCUUGUGGUUUCCAGUAGCCCGACUUUUGGUUCAGAUAGCUUAGUUAACGAUCACUUUAAAAUUGAAAUAAAAGAAGAGCCAAAUGUGACCCAAGACUUUUGGGUGGCCGAUACUUGGACAAGCAUAGAAGCUCUGGAAUGGAUUGUGGAAAUUGUCACAAAUCUCUAUCUAAAUUUUGAUCUCAAGCAGCGCUACGAAAGAUAUUGCAAUUUAAAUGUGGACGAUUUUUUUCAAGACGUGGAAAUUGAUGUCUCAAUUGGAGACAUACACGAGAGCAUGGAUAAAUUAGUGUUCUUCUGGCCAAAAAGAAUAUACAUGUAUGAGCUCCUUCUCAUACAUCAAAAAAGGCGUGAACAGCAGGACGAAGAUGAGCAAUCGGAUCCUGAGGAUUACGGAUCAAGACGGUAUCAAGAUGCUAUCAAUUAUUAUCGAUAUGAGAGACUACUUAUAUCCAAGCGCGAUUCCAAGCGAAAAACAAAACAAAACAGUGGCUUUUUGGUGAGAGAAAAACCGAGAGUAAGCCUCAAAUUCCGCUGCCUGUUGGGUGAUACGACAUGGAGAGCAAGAAACAAGGAAAGAGCUCGAAAAAGGAAGCACCAGUUCUUUUCUGUGCCAUAUCGACACAUGGGUCGGAAAAAGAGGAGAAAAAAAGUAGAAAUGGCGAAUUGCAAUAUUGAGCAGAAUUCAUGCGAGCAGCAUAAUGAUAUUCGAGUUUCAAAUGAGCGAGAGGACAUAACGACAACUGAAACUGCAGGCGCUGAUCUACGGGAUGUUGCAUCGGCUCAAAUGGAUCCCUCUUGUAAUCAUUUAUCUUCAACUCAGGAAUUUGAGAUCAACCCUCGUCAACGCGAUAAAGGUGCUGAAAUACAGAAUUUUACAUCGGCUCAAAUUAAUCUCUCUGAAUAUCAUCCAUCUGUGACUCAAAAAUUCCAGAGCAACUAUCUCCAACGUGAUGAAGGUGUUGAUCAGCAAGAAGUUCUUUUGCCUCACAGUAUCUCCUCAAAUCUACACGAUGAAGUCGGCAUUCAGCAGCAAAUUACAUAUCAUACAGUUUCUCCCUCCAAGUGCAAUUCCGCUGAACCUCAACGACAUCGACGAAAAAAUGUGCUGAAAUCCAACAUUCUGAUUGCAGACCAAAAGAAACCAAAAGAAGCUGAAGAAAAGCAUCCAUAUCUCAAAAAAUUAAAAUUUCAUCCUUUUUGCGUCUUGAAGCAGCCUGGUCGUCCCGAAGUUUCCUUGGGUUUUGAUAUAGAUCGACUUCGACAACAGGGUAAUGAAAAAAGAGACGACAAUGAAAUGCUUCCUCCCACUACUAAUAUUGAAGUUCCUUCGGUUGUUUUUCUCGACUGACAGAACAGUUCCUGAGCUUUUGAGCGCAAUUCUUCGGAUAGAUCAGGUGCAGAAAAUGGUAAUUAUCAGACUUGGAGAGACCUAAGCUCAGUUCACUCAGAAGGUGCAAUAUCACUGGAAACAAAAUACGGAAAACUUAGCCACUACCCUGAUAGUUAUCUAGAACUUUCGUUUUCUAUUUGUUCUUUUUGAAGUUAAAUUUAAUGAGAUAUUGAAAUUUCAGAAAAUA
This is a messenger RNA of Symsagittifera roscoffensis, 2123 nucleotides long. RefSeq lists its product as uncharacterized. NCBI's taxonomy places the organism in Eukaryota, Metazoa, Xenacoelomorpha, Acoela, Convolutidae. The transcript is spliced from 12 exons. The record is from RefSeq and is a predicted model, not a curated record. The coding region runs from base 35 to 1894 and encodes 619 amino acids.